GUAGGCAACUAAAGAUAUGAAACUGUCGCAUUUAGUUGUAGUUAUUUUUUCCGCAAUCGUUGCGGUGUCUGCAAACAAAAUUCCGUUUCAAAGCUCGGCAAUAUAUCUACGGGAUCUAACAGCAGCACAAGGACGCAUCACAAAUGGAGAGAAUGCAGCUGAAGGCCAGUUUCCUUAUCAGGUAGCGUUAACGUUCACUAGUGCGAAAAGUGGUGGCUGGUCAUGCGGUGGCUCUAUAAUCGGACAUGAAUGGAUUCUAACAGCUGCACACUGUACCAAAGGUGCCUCAUCUGUUGAUAUAUAUAUGGGCUCCACUAUACGUUCAAAUCCGAGAUUAGCAUAUACUGUUGAUAGCAAUAACUUUAUACAACACAAAGGCUACAAUUCGUUAACUACAACAAACGACAUCUCUUUGAUUAGGAUACCAUUGACAUCUUUUAAUGAGUACAUUAGUAGCAUUGCACUUCCUAAAAUAACUUCGGUUUAUUCGAGCUAUACUGGGCAGAAGGCAAUUGCAUCUGGUUGGGGUUUAACUACCGAUUCUUACCUAUCCGCACCGGCUAGUUUGCAAUAUGCUUUCCUACAAGUUAUUGAUAACAGCAAGUGUGUGCUUAGCUAUGGACCACUGACUGUGGUCUCAAGCACAAUUUGUACUUCCACCACAGAUGCCAUAUCCACAUGCCAGGGUGAUUCCGGCGGACCACUAGUCUUACUAUCGACGCAAGAACUUAUUGGUGUUACUUCAUUCGUUAACACCGCUGGCUGUCUAUCUGGCCGUCCAGCAGGCUUUGCACGUGUAACCAGCUACUUAGACUGGAUUAAGGAAAAUACAGGCAUUUACUAUUAAUUGUUGUUAA
Teleopsis dalmanni is the source of this 857-nucleotide messenger RNA. RefSeq names its product serine protease 1-like. The transcript has 2 exons. NCBI's taxonomy places the organism in Eukaryota, Metazoa, Arthropoda, Insecta, Diptera, Diopsidae. The record is from RefSeq and is a predicted model, not a curated record. Gene Ontology annotation, molecular function: serine-type endopeptidase activity. The coding region runs from base 17 to 847 and encodes 276 amino acids. Gene Ontology annotation, biological process: proteolysis.